Molecule: messenger RNA, 1241 nt
Organism: Lathyrus oleraceus (garden pea)
Lineage: Eukaryota; Viridiplantae; Streptophyta; Magnoliopsida; Fabales; Fabaceae
Product: WRKY transcription factor 71
Exons: 3
Coding region: 153-1061 (302 amino acids)
Biological process (GO): regulation of DNA-templated transcription
Molecular function (GO): sequence-specific DNA binding; DNA-binding transcription factor activity
Source: RefSeq, a predicted model, not a curated record
AAUAUAAAACCAAAAAGAAAAACAAAGCUCCCUUUCCCACAACAAGCAACCAUCAAAAUUAAGACUUAGCUGAAAUUUCAUUCUCAUAAAAAACCUAACUUUAUUUCUUCUCCAUAAUUCCACCUUCUCUCUCUACCUUUCUCUCUCUUUCCAUGGCUAAUGAAAAUCAUGAUCUUUUCUAUCAUCACAACAACCACCACCAUGAUGAUGAUGAACUCAAUCCCUCCAACUUUUCAUUCUCACAAAACUUUCAAGGAUUUGAUCUUUCCACUACUCCUACUACAACUUUCACUGACUACUUACAUGGUUCCAUGGACUAUAACACUCUCUCAAAAGCCUUUGACUUGUCUUGUUCAUCAUCUGAAGUUGUUUCCUCCAUCAAUGAUAACAACAUGAAGAAAUCUAGUGCAGGAGAUUCUGAAUCAUCUUCAUCUAAUGAAGCUGAAGCUGUGAUAGAACAAGACUCAACUAAAAUGGAAAAGAAAGAUAAGCAUCCAAAAUUAGGGUCCCAAGAUGGAGAUGAAAAUUCUAAAAAAGAGAACAAGGUUAAAAAGAAAGAGAAAAAACCAAAAGAACCAAGGUUUGCAUUCUUGACCAAAAGUGAGAUUGAUCAUCUUGAAGAUGGUUAUAGAUGGAGAAAAUACGGACAAAAAGCAGUCAAAAAUAGUCCAUAUCCAAGGAGUUACUAUAGAUGCACAAGUCAAAAGUGUAUAGUGAAGAAAAGAGUGGAAAGGUCAUACCAAGAUCCAUCAAUUGUGAUGACAACAUAUGAAGGACAACACAACCAUCAUUGUCCAGCAACACUUAGAGGCAAUGCAGCUUCCAACAUCUUUUCAUCACCAUCUCUCUUUGGUUCCAACUCAAUUCCAUUGGAGCAAAGAAUACAUCAAGAUUUCCUUGCUCAGUUUCUUCCAAGUUAUAGCCAAAGUAAUAAUCAUCAAAUGUUCCACCAAAAUGUUCCUCUACCACCUCAUCAGCAACAGCAGUUUCAACUCCUUCAAGACAAUGGUUUGUUGCAAGAUCUACUACCAUCAUCAUUUCCAGGAAAACAAGAGCAAUGAUCAAGCUUAUAUAGUAAAGUAAUUAAUUUACUAUCUCAUUUCAAUUAACGGUAUAGUCCAUAAAGUCUCUAUGUACUAUGUAGUAAGUAGUACUAGUAGCUUCCCUUAACUUGUUCUAUAUCAAUACAUUAUUUAAGAAAUAUUAGUUACUGCAGAAGAUGAUGGCACUUGGAUCUUGAA